Suncus etruscus (white-toothed pygmy shrew) is the source of this 334-nucleotide messenger RNA. RefSeq names its product splicing factor 3b subunit 5 (gene SF3B5). The transcript has a single exon. Gene Ontology annotation, biological process: mRNA splicing, via spliceosome. Gene Ontology annotation, cellular component: U2 snRNP; precatalytic spliceosome. Bases 62 to 322 code for a protein of 86 amino acids. The record is from RefSeq and is a predicted model, not a curated record. Lineage: Eukaryota; Metazoa; Chordata; Mammalia; Eulipotyphla; Soricidae.
GCGUCCUCGGUGAGAAGCCCAGAACCCUUUCGUGCUCGACGAGGAGGCAACCCGCGGCGCCAUGACGGACCGCUACACCAUCCACAGCCAGCUGGAGCACCUGCAGUCCAAGUACAUCGGCACGGGCCACGCCGACACCACCAAGUGGGAGUGGCUGGUGAACCAGCACCGCGACUCCUACUGCUCCUACAUGGGCCACUUCGACCUGCUCAACUACUUCGCCAUCGCCGAGAACGAGAGCAAGGCGCGGGUGCGCUUCAACCUCAUGGAGAAGAUGCUGCAGCCCUGCGGCCCGCCCGCCGACAAGCCUGAGGAGAACUGAGCCUGCACUCGG